Molecule: messenger RNA, 3029 nt
Organism: Hemicordylus capensis (graceful crag lizard)
Lineage: Eukaryota; Metazoa; Chordata; Lepidosauria; Squamata; Cordylidae
Gene: NADSYN1
Product: NAD synthetase 1
Exons: 22
Coding region: 54-2177 (707 amino acids)
Biological process (GO): NAD+ biosynthetic process
Cellular component (GO): cytoplasm
Molecular function (GO): NAD+ synthase (glutamine-hydrolyzing) activity; ATP binding; glutaminase activity
Source: RefSeq, a predicted model, not a curated record
CGGAACAUAAGGAUUCUGCAAGGAAGAUUGUGCAAGUGAAGCACUAGGGUGCCAUGGGCAGGACCGUGACUGUGGCGACGUGUGCCUUGAAUCAGUGGGCGCUAGAUUUUGAUGGCAAUUUAGAAAGGAUUUUAAAAAGUAUUCACAUAGCUAAAUCCAAGGGAGCAAGGUACCGGCUUGGACCAGAACUUGAAAUUUGUGGCUAUGGCUGUUCUGAUCAUUACUAUGAAUCCGAUACCCUCUUGCAUUCUUUUCAAGUUUUGGCUAAGCUUUUGGAAUCUCCUACUACACAAGACAUAAUAUGUGAUGUUGGCAUGCCGGUUAUGCACAGAAAUGUCCGCUACAAUUGUAGAGUGAUCUUUCUAAACAAGAAAAUUCUUCUAAUAAGACCAAAGAUGGCUUUGGCAAAUACAGGAAACUACCGGGAGAUGCGCUGGUUUACUCCUUGGAACAGAUUACGGCAUGUGGAAGAGUAUUUUCUACCAAGGAUGAUACAACAGAUAACCAAUCAGGAAAGUGUUCCUUUUGGUGAUGCAGUGCUGGCAACCUUAGAUACCUGCAUAGGGAGUGAAAUCUGUGAAGAACUGUGGAUUCCAACCAGUCCUCAUAUUGAAAUGGGAAUUGAUGGAGUGGAAAUCUUUACAAAUUCUUCAGCAAGUCAUCAUGUAUUGAGAAAAGCUCAUACCCGAGUGGAACUGGUAAACUCUGCAAUGGCAAAGAAUGGUGGGAUAUACAUCUUGGCUAAUCAGAAGGGUUGCGAUGGUGAUCGUCUCUAUUAUGAUGGUUGUGCCAUGAUCUCUGUGAAUGGAGACACUGUGGCUCAAGGACUUCAGUUUUCUCUGGAUGAUGUGGAAGUUUUGGUUGCCACACUGGACUUGGAAGAUGUCAGAAGUUAUAGGUCAGAAAUAUCAUCUCGGAACCUUGCAGCAAGCAACGCAACUCCCUGCUGCAGGAUAAAAGUAAAUUUUGCCCUGUCGUAUUUCGAUGAUAUGUGUAUGCCUACAAGUGAGCCAAUCCAGUGGCGAUAUCAUAGUCCAGAGGAAGAGAUCAGCCUUGGCCCUGCAUGUUGGCUUUGGGACUACUUAAGGCGUAGUAAACAGGGAGGAUUUCUUUUGCCACUUAGCGGUGGUGUAGACAGUUCCUCUGUAGCCUGCAUUGUGUACUCCAUGUGUCUCCAGGUUUGCUGUGCAGUGCAGAAUGGAAAUCAGAAUGUGCUGUAUGAUGUGCGUAAGAUAGUAAAUGAUGAGACUUACACGCCAAAGGAUGCUCGAGAAUUUUGUAGACGUAUCUUAACCACCUGCUACAUGGCUAGUGAGAACUCUUCCGAGGAUACGUACAAUGGAGCCAGAUCUUUGGCUGAAGAAUUAGGCUGUUAUCAUAUAAACCUAAACAUAGAUGGAGCAGUGAAGGCCAUUUGGGGGAUUUUCAAUGCAGUGACGGGACGACUACCCCAGUAUCAAGUGCAUGGAGGAAGCAGCAGGGAAAAUCUGGCCUUGCAAAAUGUGCAGGCCAGAUUACGAAUGGUGCUUGCCUACCUGUUUGCACAGCUGACCCUGUGGACUCGUGGAAUGCCUGGUGGACUAUUAGUGCUUGGAACAUCUAAUGUUGAUGAAAGCCUUCGGGGAUAUUUUACAAAAUAUGACUGCUCUAGUGCUGAUAUCAACCCUAUUGGUGGAAUUAGCAAGACUGACUUGGGAAGUUUUAUACAAUAUUGUAUUGAAAAUUUUCACCUAACAUCACUCAGAAGAAUUAUAUCUGCUCCGCCAACGGCAGAAUUGGAACCCCUGAAGGAAGGACAAGUAGCUCAAAGAGAUGAGACAGACAUGGGGAUGACAUAUGCUGAACUCUCCCUCUAUGGCAAGCUUCGGAAGAUAGCUAAAGCUGGACCGUACAGCAUGUUUUGUAAGCUGAUACAUAUAUGGAAAGAGAUAUGUGCGCCAAGAGAGGUGGCAUCAAAGGUUAAGCAUUUCUUCAGAAUGUAUUCUAUCAAUAGACACAAAAUGACUACCCUCACCCCCUCGUACCAUGCUGCAGACUACAGUCCUGAUGACAACCGGUUUGAUUUGAGGCCUUUUCUUUAUAAUGCUGCCUGGUCCUGGCAGUUCAAGUGCAUAGACGAACAGGUGUCUAAACUAGAAUCUAAGAAAGUAAACGCUAGUCUUGAAGACAUGGCUUAACUCCUUUCUGUACUUCAGCUGUGGAUGGGCAUUGUUUACCAUAGGCAUCCAACAUCCCAAAUAUUACGCUGUUCAUACCAGCAGGGUCUAAUGAUUAUCCAAAGGCUUUUAUUGUUCAAAUAAUUUUUAAUGGUGGUUUUUUAAAAAAAAAAAAUCACUAUAAAAACAAAUGCAAUUAAAAUGUUAGGAGAAGAAGUAGUAUGUUGACCUAAAAGUUCACAGUUAACAGGAUCAGGAAGCUGAUUUAAAAAUAAAAUAAAAAAUAUUGUACUUCAUUAUCAUGACCUAUCAAGUACUACUCCUGUGAGUAUAUUAUAGAAACUGUGUUUUGUCCAAAUUCUCAAGCUAGUCUGACUCUUCACUACAGUCUGUAACUUCUUGAAAAUGAAGAUCCAACAAAGUAAUGGUUCAUUUGCACUUGGGGUAUUUUAUAGGUGAGUCAGGCAAACAAUAUCAACUGUUUCAGAACUUUGGUUACUUAAUGGGUCAUGGGGUCUGAUUUGGCCAUCUAAAUCACAUGGAUUUAUUCCAGUGCUCUGGUGGGUGGUGGGACCUUUAGAACAUGAGUAGUAGCUGUGUCUGAAGCUUUGGCUGAAACAUAAAAUUUUCAUUAAUACUUGGAUUCUGUUGGAAUAUAUGGAAAUAAUUAAUAUGACCAACACCAGUCAUAGCAACCUGACCUUUAUUUUGGGAAAAUAUUUGCUACUCUAAUGAACAGUCUGCAUAUUAUUUUUCUCUUUUUAACUUGUUGAACUGAAAUCAUAAAACUUUAUAGUCACUGGCAUGUGAAUGUGAAAAAUGAUUUUUUUUUUCGUUUUACUGUGCAAUAAAUUCACAUUUUAAUGAAUCUAA